This is a messenger RNA of Gloeophyllum trabeum ATCC 11539, 1548 nucleotides long. RefSeq lists its product as uncharacterized. The record is from RefSeq and is a predicted model, not a curated record. The coding region runs from base 1 to 1548 and encodes 515 amino acids. Lineage: Eukaryota; Fungi; Basidiomycota; Agaricomycetes; Gloeophyllales; Gloeophyllaceae. The transcript has 12 exons.
AUGGGCCGGUUCCCGAUCAACCAUGCUGGCGGCAACUCACGGACGGUGCACGGCGUACGCAGCAAUGUCGAGCCCGCUCGAUGGGCUUUGCGUGGCGGUGGCUGUUGCAUACAUGCAUGGGGCGCCGUGCAGCACGGGAACGGAGCGGCGGCGAGGCGGCGUCGGCGAUACGCGGACGUGUGGGUUGGCGGUGGUGUCGCAAUAUUGGGGACGACGAGCGGAAGAGAGCGGGCGUCGACGGGCCGGCGACUCGCAGUACAUAGCACCGCCACCGUGCUUCCCGAGGCGCGAUCGACGCGCCUGGGAAGCGAUGCUAGAGAGCGAGUGAGGAGCGGGUCUCGCAACAAGGCUCAUUCACCGUCCCAGGCCCCUGCCGCUGAGGCUUCCUUCGAUCCCCACAACUCGUUUAAAUCCAGACCCUCGUCCGAGAAUGAAAAGAAGUUUGCGCGGUUCUUACAAUCGAUUGUUCACGUCACCCUAGUCGCGUCAAGCACUAUCGUAAUCUACGACCAUUUGAUCACAUUGGACCAGGAGAUAGACCUAAUAUGGAAGGCUUCAUGGACACCCGGAAAAGUAUUGUUCUUAACGGUGAGUAUAUGCGCUGAUGUGCCGGCCUCCCCUUUGUUCCUUCCCGGCUCCGCGACCGGUUUUCUCGCGUCCCCUCGCUUCGUUAUCCGAGCUGUCCCCGAGCUGGAUGGUGCCCGGAAUUCGCUGCGUACCAGAGACGUCUCUUUUCGUGGCCUCGUCAUCACGCCGAAAGUCUCGCGUUCGGCUCGCCAGAGGUCGUCCCUCAGCCUGCGCGAGAACCGCUAUUACGUUCUUGCAAGUGUAACAUUCAACAACUACGUCAUCCUCCAACUGCGCCUCUACGCGCUGUACCACCUCAACCGACGCGUGCUCGUGCUCAUGUGCGGGGCGUUCCUGGUUUCAGCGGGCACAGCGGCCGUGAUCAUGGGCAUGGUGCUCGCGCGUAUAUCAGCGCACUCGGGCCUGAUCCCGGGCCUGCCGUUCUGCAUCCCGGUGAACGUGCCCUCGUGGUUCUACACGUUCUGGAUCCCGACGCUCGGCUUCGAGAGCCUGCUCUGCGCGCUCGCGUUGUUCCGCGCGUUCAAGGACUUUCGCAGCCGCACGAGCCUCUUCCAGAGCGGGCGGCACAUCGUGAAGAUAUUGAUCCGGGACUCGGUGAUUUAUUACCUCAUUAUGUUCGCGACGUACUUUACCAACCUCAUCAUAUUCCUUACUGGCAACGUCGGCGUGCUCGAGUCCGGGAUCGGGUUCGCGGUGACGAUGUCAUGCGUCAUGGGCAGCCGGCUGUGCCUGAACAUCCGCGACGUGCACCACGAGCUGGAGGUGUCGACCGCGUCGCAGCAGCAGCAGCAGCAGCAGCAGCAGCAGCAGCACCUCACGCAGCCGUCGUUCGUGUCCGGCGGGCGGAGUGCGUACGGGACGGCGAGCCGCGGGACGAAUAUCGUGGUUUCGAGCACGUACGCGCUGACGGAGUUUGAGCUCGUGGAGCUGCGGAAUUUGCGGGCGCAGGGGAAGGUGUAG